This is a messenger RNA of Colletotrichum spaethianum, 1464 nucleotides long. Its product is annotated as putative aminotransferase. Gene Ontology annotation, cellular component: cytosol. Gene Ontology annotation, molecular function: transaminase activity; pyridoxal phosphate binding. The coding region runs from base 1 to 1464 and encodes 487 amino acids. The record is from RefSeq and is a predicted model, not a curated record. Lineage: Eukaryota; Fungi; Ascomycota; Sordariomycetes; Glomerellales; Glomerellaceae. The transcript has 3 exons.
AUGGCUCUGAAGUCGCUUAAUACCGCGGAGUUCACUGAUGCUAGUCAUUCAGCCGUUCUUCACCGUGAUCUACGGAGUCAAAUUGCGCGGGUAAUUGGCGGAGAGGGCCACUGUUAUGUGCUGGAAGGUGGCAGGAAGAUAUUCGAUGCCUCUGGAGGCGCCGCAGUGGCGUGUCUUGGCCACGGGGACCAGAGAGUGGCAGAUGCUAUGAUGCGGCAGCUAGGCGGUAUCGCAUACAGUCCUUCGACAUUUUUCACGACGUCGGUAUGCGAACAACUGUGUCGGUUCCUCGUCGAUUCGACCAACGGCCACAUGUCACGAGCCUACCUAGUCAAUAGUGGAUCUGAGGCUAUAGAGGCAGCCAUGAAACUAGCAAGGCAGUACUAUUUGGAAAAGGAAACAGCUGAACCGCAGCGGCAUCUCUUCAUAGCGCGAGAGCAGUCCUAUCACGGAACAACAUUAGGCGCACUGUCGAUGGGAGGCCACGUGGCCCGUCGAGCUAACUUUGCGCCUAUGCUUAUCGACAGCAUUGUUUCACGCGUUUCCCCAUGCUACGGAUACAGGCACAAGACGUCAGGCGAAUCGGAUGAGUCGUAUGUUGCAAGACUCGCCCAGGAGCUCGAGGAAGAGUUCAUCCGGGUGGGCCCAGAGAAAGUAUGCGCAUUCGUGGCGGAACCGGUUGUUGGAGCUGUAAGGCGAUCCACUGAAGCAGCGUUAAGCGGUACCAAUUUGGUUGAUCCGACUGACAUGUUCGUGCAGGCCUUGGGCUGCGUCCCAGCCGUGACCGGCUACUUCCGAGAGAUGAAGUCAGUCUGUGAUCGAUAUGGAGCGCUUCUAAUUCUGGACGAGAUCAUGUGCGGCAUGGGCCGUUCGGGAACACUCCAUGCGUGGGAGGACGAAGAUAUGGUACCCGAUAUUCAGACGAUCGGUAAGGGGCUAGGCGGGGGUUACCAACCGAUUGCAGGCGUUCUAGUCAGCAAUAGAGUGAGCGAGGCGUUGGAGAAGGGCUCCAGGUGUUUUGUUCAUGGACAUACAUAUCAGGGCCACCCCGUUGCGUGUGCAGCAGCGCUCGAAGUGCAGCAGAUCAUCAAGGAAGAGGGUCUCCUCGAUAACGUACGAAGCAUGGGCCGAGUGCUGUCGGAGCUCUUGAGAGAAGGACUCAGAGAUGUACCUUAUGUUGGAGACAUUCGCGGCAAGGGACUAUUCUGGGGCAUUGAGUUUGUGCGAGAUAGGGACAGCAAGGAGCCGUGGCCCCAAGAGGCACAGGUUGCGGCGGGAAUCAGUGAUCUUGGACGCACAGAGGAGUAUGGAAUAGUCGUCUAUCCCGGAGCAGGCACCGUAGACGGCAUAUUGGGCGACCACAUCAUUGUGGCGCCGCCAUACACUGUGACAAAGAACGACAUCGAGUAUGUUGCGAGGACGGUGACAAGGCUGAUCAAGGGGUAUUUCUCAAUGUUGGAAUAG